Molecule: messenger RNA, 1342 nt
Organism: Tripterygium wilfordii
Lineage: Eukaryota; Viridiplantae; Streptophyta; Magnoliopsida; Celastrales; Celastraceae
Product: thymidylate kinase
Exons: 8
Coding region: 466-1119 (217 amino acids)
Biological process (GO): dTDP biosynthetic process; dUDP biosynthetic process; dTTP biosynthetic process
Cellular component (GO): nucleus; mitochondrion; cytoplasm
Molecular function (GO): ATP binding; dTMP kinase activity
Source: RefSeq, a predicted model, not a curated record
AGCGCGCGAAAAAAAGUGGGGUCACAACUCACAAGCGCGGCAUCUCUUUUGAACGAAAUUUCGCUUCUCUCUUUUCGUUAUUAUUUAGGGACAAGUAAUAUUGCUCAGUUACUAAUCUUCGUCUCCCUUUUCCUGGGCAUGCUGGGUAGCUUUUCAAGGUGCUUCUCAUCAGCAAAACCAAGAUUGAAACCCUAAUCACUCCAUCUGAUUUCAUUUGCUCGGACAACGAAUAACCAUAGAACACGCAGGGCCUCUAGGUUUCGUAUUUUUUGUUGAUUGCAGUUUGAGGGUUUCGUGGUGAUCUGAUCUAUGCUUUGCUCUUUUCCUGUUUCAAGGUCCCUAGUGAGAGGUUCUCUAACUGAUUAAGCGUUGGCAAAUUCUAGAAAUUUUGGAGCUUUAACAGCACGGCUGUUAUUGUGUCAUCACUUAAAUCAUCCUGCAAAGUUCUCUACCGGGACAAUCCGAAUGGAAACUUCUAAGAAUUGCAGUAGUAACUCGAGAGGUGCCUUGAUAGUUCUGGAAGGCUUGGACCGUAGUGGAAAGAGUUCUCAAUCCAGUAGAUUAGUAUCAUACUUGGAGAGCCAAGGCCAUGCGGUAGAGUUAUGGCGAUUUCCCGACAGAAACACAAGCGUUGGGCAAAUGAUAUCUUCUUAUCUGUCCAACAAAUCACAACUGGAUGAUCACACGAUCCAUCUACUCUUCAGUGCAAAUCGGUGGGAAAAGAGAUCUGUUAUGGAAGCUAAGCUGAAAGCUGGAGUCAAUCUCAUUGUUGAUCGUUACUCUUAUUCUGGGGUGGCUUUCUCAUCUGCCAAAGGACUUGAUGUCGAAUGGUGUAAGGCACCUGAGGUUGGGUUGCUGGCCCCAGAUCUGGUUGUGUACCUUGACAUACUGCCAGAGAAAGCUUCAGAAAGAGGAGGUUACGGUGGUGAAAGAUAUGAGCAGCUAGAGUUUCAGAAAAAAGUUGCGCACUGCUAUGAGGUCCUCCGUGAUCCCUCGUGGAAGAUCAUAGAUGCCUGCCAACCCAUGGAAGAAGUUGAGAAGCAAUUGCAGGAGAUUGUGUGGGAUCAGGUGGUGGCAUGCCAGAAAGGGAAACCGCUUUUCAACCUUUGGCGAAGUUGAUUUUUGUUUUUUUAUGAUUCCUACCGUUUUUAAGAGUUUUAUUUUUCCUGGGACAGUUUUAAGAGUGUUGUUAGUGUGAAUUUGUUUUAGGGGCUAUGGAAUUUGGUAAGGACAUUUGAUGUCUGCUUCAAUUUCUUCGUCUUUGAUAAUGUGUUUUAAGCCAUUUUGUACUUAAUAGUAUUGCAAUUUAUGACGGGAUUAAUAUUAGUGUUGUUGGAUGCCA